Caenorhabditis briggsae is the source of this 555-nucleotide messenger RNA. The transcript has 5 exons. Bases 1 to 555 code for a protein of 184 amino acids. NCBI's taxonomy places the organism in Eukaryota, Metazoa, Nematoda, Chromadorea, Rhabditida, Rhabditidae. The record is from RefSeq and is a predicted model, not a curated record.
AUGAACAAAAUUAUUACACAAGGAUUCGGGUUUCAUUUAAUUUCUGUUUCUCUCGUGGGACUUACCAUAAACGCCUACAUGUUUCAAAAUCUAUUAAAUUUUCCAAAAUCCAGUUAUUAUAUUUUGUGUUGCUCUAAAACAGUUUCGAAUUGUUUGAGCCUUCUAGUCUAUCUUAGUUAUUCAGGACCAACGAAUUUUUUCUACACUCAAAUUGGAUCUUGCACAUUGAAUUCUUAUUUAAACCAAUCUCAAUACGGAUUGAUGCUGUUAGAAAAGUGCCGAGUUUCAUUUAUCUUCCCACAUGUUCCUUGUCUCAACAGUUCAGACUGCAACGACCAGAUGAUAUUUUACUUUGCUUUCUCUCUGUUUGCUCUAGCUGUUACUACUAACUUCUUGAAUAUCUUAAUUGCAGCUAAACUGUUCUGUAUGUCGGAUUGGAUAUAUGUUCUUGAUUUCAUCAACAAUUAUUGUGCGAGUCAGUACUGUAGUGAAGAUUUGUGUUUAACUGUGAUUACUAUGGGGGUUGAUGUGUUGAUUUAUACAGCGGAUGGGUAA